Molecule: messenger RNA, 681 nt
Organism: Pieris macdunnoughi
Lineage: Eukaryota; Metazoa; Arthropoda; Insecta; Lepidoptera; Pieridae
Source: the annotation of a GenBank genome assembly
AUGAAAACCUUCAUCACAAUUCAAGGUGUGCUGGACACAGGCACGCUAGUAAGGGGCUCGCGCAUGCGCUGGUCAUUAGCAGCACACGACAUUUGCUUCACGAACGCGUUACACGCUGCAUUUUUCGCGCUAGGAAAAUGUGUACCCGUUGUACGCGGCGCUGGAGUGCACCAGCCUGCUAUGGACUUCUGUGUUGAGCGGCUCUGCAGUGGUGAUUGGGUCCAUAUAUUCCCCGAAGGAAGGGUUAAUGUAGAAAAAGAGCAUAUUCGUUUCAAAUGGGGAGUUGGUCGACUCAUAAGCGAGAGCGCCGCGCGUGGUCGCCCGCCGUUAGUUCUACCAGUCUGGCAUGAAGGGAUGGAUCACGUACUUCCCAAUACAGAGCCAUAUCGACUGCGUGCACGCAACCACGUCUAUCUCUGCGUUGGUGAGCCCAUUGCUCUCCAUCCACUGCUUGACAGACUUAAAAGCACGAACGCGAGCGAGGAAGAAACACGGCGAGUAAUAACAGAACGAAUACAAGAGGAGUUGUGGCGUCUUCGCGACAAAGCGCAUGCGCUCGUCAGACGAGCAACGGGUCGGUUAUUAGAGGAGACAACCGCCAUUCCCAAUGGGAAACAACACAAUACACCAACACCAGAACCCACGCCCAAGGAGUGUCUCGAAAAGGAGAAGGAACUGUAA